CCAUCAAAUUUAUACGUACAUCCUGGUCCAUUAGAGCAUGAUGUAUUAAAAAUUCAAGUUCAUCAUCGUUCCGAAGGAAUUUGGAAUGAUUUGGGCAUGGGAAAGAAUUAUUCCCCAGCAACCAUUGCCAAAGCCUCUAAGAACCAAUCAAUUUGAGGCUUUAACUGCGCUUGCAUGUAAAUGGACGCGACGUAGAAAUCAUCAAAAUGAGGCACGAACUGUAAUCAGUGUGAUUAGGGAUGUACUUGAUAAUCUAACUGAUGAACAGUUUAUUUGGCAGCCUUAUUCGGAAGAUGUUAUUAAUGGAUUGCCUGAGUGGUGUCGGUCAGGACAACGUGUUUGGAUGGCACAUGUGCCACUGAUUUAUGGAAUUUAUCGUGAGUGGCACAUGAUUGAUCGUGUUGUGAGACAGUUCGGUUAUUUACAACAUAUUCCUGGACCGUGUACCCAAUUUUCCGAAUAUCAUUUUAAGCGUGAUAAACGAUCAAAAAUAAAACAAGAAGAUAUAGAUGCAUUUAACUAUAUACAAUAUUUAUGGGAACAACAUCAAAAUCGUAUAUUUCGACCUCCAUUUGUAAGUGAUCAAACAGAUUACUUCCGUUGGUACAUGAGGCAUACCCGCAUGGUCAUUGGAAAUCCACAACAUGUUGUACAAAAAGGGUAUCAACACAUGGCAGGAAGACAUGAGACAUUAGUAUGUAUAUUACAUAAAUUUCAAAUUAUUAUGUCAAUCUUUAAUUAAUUUUUUUAUUAAUAUUUGUUUAUUCAUUAUAGGCUAGGGGUCAUGAAAUGCAGUAUCGUCGAGCUCGGAUGAUUGAAAAUGAUGAAAAUCAAUCUAAUGAAAUGAGACAAUAUGCAGCGGAAGUCGCUCGUAUUUCAAUGGAGUCAAUAAAUGCGGCCUUUCAGGGAACGCGAUUGAGCUUUGAUCAUGAUUACAAUCCUCCCACUCAAUACGAUGAACCACCACCAGUACAAGUAUUUCGCCGAUCACGACAAAUAACACCGAGAGAGGGUGCUCGUCGAGGUAGAAGGACCACUAGUGAAACAACUAAUUUUUCUGUAGGGCCCUCUAACACUAAUGUGGCGACUCCCGAGCCUUAUUACCCCACAUUUGAUUUUUCUGUAGGGCCCUCUAACACUAAUCCGAAUUUUUCUAGUCAGCAAACAGUUGGUUUUGUAACUCCGCAGGUUCCAAUAUCUGGAUUUGCACAAUUUAGUGGUUCUCAAUAUGGUUUUCAACAUGGUAUGCGUGAAUUUCCGAUACAUAAUUCUCCAUUUAGUGGAAGAUUGAAUUUUUCGAAUGUAACUGCGUUUGAUGAUUCAAGAUUUAAUGCUGGGGCUUCACAAAAUUUAGUUCUUAAUAGACAAAAUCCACCUCGGAGAACAUCUAGGCUACACAAAUCAACUAGAUGUGGAACAGGCAGUCACUAUCAAAAUGAGGAAGAUUUUGAAAAUGAAGAUGAAAAUGAAGAUGAGAAUGAAUAUGUAGAAGAUUCGGAUUCAGAAGAAUAAUUUUUUUUAUGCACCUUUAUUCUAAAAGGCUGAAGAUUCGAAUUUUGAAAUAUGUAAAUUUUGUUGUUUCGUGCAAGUUUGAACAAAGUAAUGAGA
This is a messenger RNA of Solanum lycopersicum (tomato), 1608 nucleotides long. The record is from RefSeq and is a predicted model, not a curated record. NCBI's taxonomy places the organism in Eukaryota, Viridiplantae, Streptophyta, Magnoliopsida, Solanales, Solanaceae.